UAAUGCUGUCAAAACCGCGCUCCCCUCUUCGCUUCUGUCGUGAUAUUAUUCAAUUUUUGUUGUGAUUGUGAAGUAAUUUAAUGUGAAUUAAAUGAAUUAAAAAUGUCUCUUAGAAAAGCAUUUACUUUAUCAAAAACUGUGUCAAUAUAUAAUCACUCGCCAAAGUUCAAUUUAACAAAUUCAAAACGUACAAAAUGGUUAUUUACUGCAGAUUCAGUUAGAACUUAUUCCACCGAAAAUAUAGCAGAUAAAAAAGACAGACAACCGGAGAAAGUGGACAUCCUGGGCCGAUUCUUCCCGCAGGCACCUCUCAGCAGUGAGGACGCUCAGACCAUCAAGAAAGAGCAAGAGCAGUUUGAUAAGGAGAACAAGGAGAAGAAUGAAGAAAAUGAAAAGAGUUGGAAGCGGAUGAAGAUUGGUUUCGGCGUGUUCGGCGGCGCGCUGACGGUGAUGGGCGGCUGCCUCGUGGUGGAGAUGGGCGCUCCACGGCGCGGCGAAGACGGGCAGCUGCUGGAGGACGAGUUCUCCAAUCAGCCGCUGGUGCUGCAGUAUCUCAAGAGGACUUGGAAGGAGCUCACUUUCUAUGAGAAGAUGAUCAAAGAGCCAUCUCGCGAGAAACUCCUACCAGACCCGCUGCCGGCGCCGUACCAGCCGACUUACACCCUCGUCUUGGAGUUCACCGACGUGCUGGUACACCCCGACUGGUCCUACCAGACCGGAUGGAGGUUCAAAAAACGACCAGGCCUUGACCAGUUCUUGCAAACCGUAGCCAACUCUAAUUUUGAAGUGGUCAUCUUCACCACAGAGAAUGUGUUUAUGAUCUGGCCAGUCAUAGACAAGUUGGACCCGGAGAAUAAGCUGAUCAAUUACAGACUGUUCAGAGAUUCCACACAUUUCAUUGAUGGAGUUCAUGUCAAGAAUCUUGAUGGGCUCAACAGGGAUCUUUCCAAGGUAAUAGUGGUGGACUGGAACAAGGCGUCGACCAAGUUCCACCCGCAGAACACGCUGAUCCUCAACAAGUGGAAGGGCGUCGAUGACGACACGACGCUGUUGGACCUCGCCAAUCUGCUGCAGACGAUCGCGAUGUCGGAGGUGGCGGACGUGCGCGAGGUGCUGACGUACUACAGCCAGUUCGACGACCCCAUCGCCAUGUUCCGCGAGAACCAGCGCCGGCUGCUGGAGCAGCUCGAGCAGAAGGAGCGCCAGGCGCAGGACCAGCCGCUCACCAGGAACUGGCUGCGCUCCUUCACCCGCCGCUAGCUUCGGACACCUGUCAUUUGCAUCAUAUGGAAAUAUAACCACCGGCUUCUGAAUACUUCUACACUUGUCGACUGACAAACAAUGUUAUAUAGAAAAAGUGUCAUUGGUUCGCUGCGUCUCACUUCGAAUCGAUUCGAUGGUGAGAAGUGAAAAUGCAAACCCGCACUUCGCCCUCUGAUGCCCCUUUUAUAAUUAAUAGACAGCACAAAAUCACUUGCCUCAUUUGUGACGAAGAAAACUGACAGUCAGAAAUCUAAUUUAGUAAUAAAACUUCUAUAUUUUGCUGUUGCCCUUUCCAUAAUUAAAAACAAAGCUAAUUAAACCUUUGUCAUGUUAAACUAGGCCAACUAAUUUCAUAUUUAUUUUCUUGAAAUUGAAGAGACUAAACCAAUUUAAAACCCUCACUGUACCCUCACGGCAGUACAAAACAAUUUUCAUUCAUUUACCAACUGCUCAAUCUUUAUGUAUUUAUGCUAGUAUCUAUGUAUGUAUCAGUUAUAGUCAAAGUGCUGUUCUAGACCAGUUAAUCCAGGAAUUAGGACUAUUUGUCAAAGUUUAUAUCGUAUUGACUCAUUUUCACUUUUUGAGAAGAAAUAUUAUGUAAAACAAUAAAAUCAAAUACCUAUAAAGUCAGAUAUUAUUUGUUAUUGGAAGACAAUGAAAUGAUAAAUUUACUGUUUUUGGAGCGAUUAUAAUUAAACACGUUUUUAUUACGUUGGGCGACGUCGACAAACUAUUUGUUCCUAUCUACUAUGUAUUGUACAAAGUUAAUGCAAUUCUUCCUUAAAUAUUACUCUAUUUUUGUUUUGUUUAUAAUGUAAUUAUAAGCAUGUAAGUACUUAUUGUUUUCGGUUGACGUCCCAUCGUUCUGUUAUAUCUACACAAAUGCAGUUUUAAACUUACCAGUUCCAGACGAUGAGAGACCUUAGUACCGGAAGCGGUAAGAUUAAAAUCGCAUUGGGAAGCAUUUGUUAUGUUGGUAAAUUAAUUUUAUGUGUAAAUGUUGGCAUGAUUGCUUAGCGUGAGUGUGGGAGUGUUUGUAUUGUAUCUCAGUCAUUAUAGAUAGGAAAUAUAGACGUUAAUUAAU
Messenger RNA from Plodia interpunctella (Indianmeal moth), 2347 nucleotides. RefSeq names its product mitochondrial import inner membrane translocase subunit TIM50-C-like. The transcript is spliced from 8 exons. The coding region runs from base 103 to 1260 and encodes 385 amino acids. NCBI's taxonomy places the organism in Eukaryota, Metazoa, Arthropoda, Insecta, Lepidoptera, Pyralidae. Gene Ontology annotation, cellular component: TIM23 mitochondrial import inner membrane translocase complex. The record is from RefSeq and is a predicted model, not a curated record. Gene Ontology annotation, biological process: protein import into mitochondrial matrix.